AUGCAUACACAGUGUCUCAAUAUCCUUGGUUUCUUGUCAGAUAAGCAACGAAAACAUAGUGAAAAUGGUGACCGAUCAGUCACCAUUGAUCAAUUAAUAGAUAAAAACUCCCCUUGGAGAAGAACUAAGAAGCAGAUUCUUAAUGAUCCCAAUCUAGAAUUACCAUAUUACAUCAAACUGCCUUAUCCUAUAAUUAAGAAGAAACCAAUACAUGAAGAUGAGGCAGGAAUGUUUGCAAAUUUUAAAGAGAUGCUGACUACACUUCAUGUAAGUAUUUCAUUCCAUGAGGUUUUAGAACUAAUUCCUAAUUUUUCUAAAUUUAUGAAGGAAUUACUAAAGGGUGCGAAGCAAAAAGUGGUCAAGGAACGGGUAAACAUGACUGAGAAGGAUGAGACGACAGUGCCUCAAACAUUGCCACUAAAGCUAAAAGAUCCAGGUAAGUUCAAUAUCUCUUGUAAUAUUGGUGGAGUAAAUAUCCCACACACUUUAUGUGAUUUAGGGUCUAGUAUAAAUGUCAUGCCACUGAACAAGGUUAAAGAAUUGAAAUUGGGUGAGAUCAUACCAAGUAACAUGACUCCCACUUUAGUUGAUUCCUUUGUUACUCUUCCGCUUGGUAUCUUACAUGAUGUGUUAGUACAUGUCGAUGGUUUAGUGUUUCCUGCAGAUUUUAUGGUACUUGAUACGAAAGGAGAUUCAGGAGGGUCGGUUAUUCUCGGACGCCCAUUCUUGGCAACCGAGAAAGCUAUAGAUGUGGAAACUAGCGAACUUGUCUUAAAGUUCAACAAGGAAAAGGUGGUGUUUAAUGUGUCUGAAUGGAAACCAUAUAUGGAUGAUCUAGAGACAUGCUACCAACUGGAAGAAAAGGUAGUAAGGUUGACAAAGGAAUGA
Molecule: messenger RNA, 888 nt
Organism: Lathyrus oleraceus (garden pea)
Lineage: Eukaryota; Viridiplantae; Streptophyta; Magnoliopsida; Fabales; Fabaceae
Exons: 1
Coding region: 1-888 (295 amino acids)
Source: RefSeq, a predicted model, not a curated record